AAGCACAACCCUCGUCUCCUCCCCAAAACGCCCCCGCCCUUUUUCUUCCCUCUCUACCCCCAAUCUCCUCACUAGCACCUUUUUUUUCUUCCCUUUCUACGCAACAAACUAUUCUCCCUCCCUUCUUUAACAAAGAACUAUUCUCUCGCCUAUUCUCUCCGCCCUCCUUUUUGUCCACUCUCUCCUCCCGUCCCUAUGGCGGACUCCGGCGACAAGAGAAGCCGGGAGGAGUCAGAGGAAAUCCCGGAGGCGAAACGGCUCCGCGCUGAAAUACUCUUCGACAUCCUCGACGACGACUCCGACGCCGGCGACCGGGAUCCGGCCACCCAAGACCUGGCCUCCGUGAUGAAGAUAUUCGAGGAGGAGAUCGCCCUCCCGCCGACCCCGCCACCGCCGGCGGCUUCGGACGCGGUGGAUCCGGCCUUUUCGCCGGCCGAUAUUGAAAAUCUCGGCCAACCGGAUCUCGGGUACCUUCUCGAGGCCUCGGAUGACGAGCUCGGCCUCCCGCCGACGGUCCCGUCCUCGUCAGACGAGGGCGGGGACGCUGGGGAGGCUGAGGCCGCCGGCGGCGAGGUGGAGGUCGAUGCCGAUGGGUUCGGGCAGAUCUGGGCGUUCGACGACGAGCUUGCGGGGUGCUACGAUGCGCUGGAGUUUGGGGUCCGGCAGCAGGAUGAGAGGGAGGCGUCGGCGGCCGAGGAUGCUGUGGUUUUCGACGGCGGCCUCUUUGAUUAUCCGGACGUGCUCUGCGGGCCGUCCGAUUUCACUGAUCUCUCGAGGCGGCCGGAAUCUCUGCCGGCCGUCUGAUGGAGCUUUCCGGUGGAUACCUGUUUAGCUUUACUUUAUUUUGUUUUACCUUUUCGGACGGUAGUUUGUAAAUUUUAGAAAAACUGGAACAAAAGGCCGUAGAUUUUAGGGAAAAAAAAAGGGGUUCUGACGUCAUCAUUCUUCUCUUUCUAGAAAAUUCUCUCUCGUGCCUUAAGUUUGGCAAGUGGGAUGACUUUGGGAGAAAAAACUAUGGAUGAAUAAAAUUAACUAAUUUUAGCCAAAAAAUAAAAUAAAAUUAACUAAACCGUGCCUUUCGUUGCGGUGACCGUUUGAUGGCUUUUUCGGGCGUCAUGAAUGACAUGGGAUGUUUUUUUUA
Messenger RNA from Phoenix dactylifera (date palm), 1141 nucleotides. RefSeq lists its product as uncharacterized. Lineage: Eukaryota; Viridiplantae; Streptophyta; Magnoliopsida; Arecales; Arecaceae. The record is from RefSeq and is a predicted model, not a curated record.